Gadus chalcogrammus (walleye pollock) is the source of this 3257-nucleotide messenger RNA. RefSeq lists its product as uncharacterized. Lineage: Eukaryota; Metazoa; Chordata; Actinopteri; Gadiformes; Gadidae. The transcript is spliced from 9 exons. The record is from RefSeq and is a predicted model, not a curated record. Bases 1061 to 2203 code for a protein of 380 amino acids.
UUUAUUAUUAUUAUUAGAAUUUUGUUUGAUCAAUAACAAAAUGGCAACUCCUGCCCGAAUGUUUUUGGGUGGACGUAUUGAUGGUUGCCGCUCGACUGAAUGUUUUCAACCGUGCGCGCUGUAUUUCGAUAGUUAACCCGUCGUCCCGAUGACCAGGGCAGCUGCGCUAUAUGAGCCACCAUAAAAUUGGCGGCGAAGACAUUUAUAUUUUCCUCCUCAAUGACCUUAUAAGACUGCAUCUUUUAUGGAUAGACUAUGAUAAUCAAUCGGGACAUUUAUUUUUUGUAGCGCAAAAGGAAGCGGUGCCCUUAAUGAUUAAAUAAUUUGGCGUUUUUUAAUUUUUUUAUUUGCGCUUAACAAAUGAGCCCAUGUGACUGAUCAGGGUGUGGCGUCAUCGAAGCGUUUCCAAGAGGACGAGGUGUGUGUUGAUUUCUCAACAGAGGGGACCGUGGAGGCAGAACAGGCAGUUUGAAACAACAGACUGGUGGUGGUGAUGAUGGUGUGAAUAAAGGUUACAUGACCUAAGAUUCGGUGGUUUUAUUUUUUUGUUGAUUUCACAUGAUAUACAAUGUGUGCAAUGCAAUGUGGGGAAAGGAAGUUGGUGGGGCUGACCAACACUGUUAUGCUAAGAGCAGAUCAUGUCACUACAGUAUAUGUCCUUGUUUGAAUAAAGAAAUAAUACUUUAGCCAUCUCUUAACUAAUAUCGAAGUAUAUAACCAUCUCUAACCAAUCACCUACGCAUCGCGUCAUGAGCCAAUUACCAUAGCGUUUUUCUCGUCAGCGUAGGCAGAUCGUACCAGAAAUGCAUUGCGACUUGAUGACGAGAUAUUGAGGUGUAGCAGGCGGGCGCUAUAUAUCCGGCAGUUUGGAUUGGGCGAAUUCUGUCAAUCACUGCAUUGACCAAUUAAAAUGCGUCUUUCACUUUCUAUUUUGCAUUGGACAAAAGGGUGAAUUGGCCAUGCCAUUGUAAAAUCAAAUUAUUUGAUAGUUCAUUUAUAUCUUAUAUUUAACCAAUACUUUAAAGUUUGUCCUAUUUCCCAUUAGGUUUAGGGUUUAAGAAUGGCGGGUUUAUUAAAAGAAAUAAAAGAUCUCUACCCAGACGUGGCAAGAGAACUCGAAAAAGCAGAGUUCCGCAGCGACGACGAAAUCCGGACAUUGACCAGAGAGGAUCUCCAUGAACUGCUUCGUGGCCCUAAGAAGCUCAAGCAGAGAAAGGCCGUUUAUGAACUGAUACACCAGCAGAAGCCAAUUGGGGAUCUUUUAAAAGACUUAAAAGAUGUUAUCCCUGCAGAAUCUUUGAAAGCUGCCCUGACAGAGAAUGGGGUCUUGAGUGGCUACCUGCAGAUCAUGAAGGACUUGACGUCCCAAGUAGGAAAGGUCCAAUCCUUUUUGCAGGAACAUGUGAGCCUGCUGGAGGAACACAGCUAUAAGGCGGCGAAAGUGCCACGCACAGGAAGUAAGGCGCAAAAAGGUAGCAAUUUACCUCCAACACCAACAGGAACACACCCAGGAAGCAAUGUGCAAAAAGGUAGCAAUAGACCUCCAACACAAACGGGUUUCGGGCAGGCUAAGGUAGUCCCCAGUUCAAGCUCUCCAGAGAGCGGUCAAAGAGAUGGCUUUGACCUUAGAUCAGAUACUUACCCAGAUCCUCAUCCCAGCAACGUUGACCCAGAUGAGCCACUAGGAGCCCACAAAGCACAGCCUGUAGCAGAGGUUUCAUCCUCUGUUUCCACAGAGCAAAUGAGAAAGACUGAAAAACUCCCUACUCUAACAUUCUUGUCUAUUGUAUCUGGCGAUACGUUUAAAUAUGAAAAUAUCAUAUUGGACCGGUUGAGGAGCCGGGGAAAAAUGAUUCUGGUGAACACAGAGGACAGCCCCAAGCUCCUUAUUGUGUUUUGCAAAAUCGAGUCAGAGUUUGACGCAGACUGCCUCGCUAUUAGAAUGUCUAUCCCAGAGUCAUUGUUUGACACACCUGUCAUUUUGGUUAUGAUGCAUCACACAAUGAAACACAACAAAGGACUCAUCCAGAAGCCAGGGCCAUCCCUCAAGAAAUGGAACAUUGUGUUGGUUGUCAACAUUUUCUACCACGUAACCUUGCGUGGGUUGCUGAUCGGCGACAUGAACAACCAGGCGGUCAAUCAAAUGCACACGUUAUUACUGAAAUACUGUGGAAAAAGCAUCUGCGACAAGUGUCAACGAUAGCGACAUUGCAAUGUCGGACCCCUGCGGUCAUAAUACUAGCGCUUCCGAAUCGUUGGUUAGAUCAGGAAAUGACAAUAUGGCUUUGCUUGCUCAUGAAUGCAACACUGGUACUAGUAGUAAUGUAUUCUCCCAAAGUACUAGUAGUAGCAGCAGUUAUGGUAGUCAUGACAACCGGGGUGGUAGGGUUCCUAGUGUGGAUACACGUCCCAGUGGAAGCCAAGGCAACCCAAAAGGUAUGGUUUAUAAUGUCGCUACACGUCACAGCAGUUUGAGGGGUGAUAAUGACACAUACACUUCUGGUUUUCAUGGCAACCAAGUAGGUUAUGGUGGUAAUGCCAGAACACGUAAUAGUACGGAUGGUAAUGACCACAGUGCUGGUAAGGUAGAUCAAGGAACCAGAGCUAAGAACCCUCUCUAAGAGGAAAGGAUGGAAAUUGUUCAUCCAUGUGCUGCCAGUGCUAGUAAUGUUUUUUUUUUUUAUUCCUCAAUCAGGAAUAUUAUGUUUUGUGUGAAACAAUGGCAUCAUGGGGUGGGUUCAUAUGUUUGUAUUAGAUCAAAGGGUAGGCUUAUCUUUUUAAUGAUUAUAUUUGUAUAAUAAGGUACUGUUACAAGAAUGCUUCAUAGAUAGAAAAUAAUAUGUUAAUGAACCCCACCAUGUUGCAUUCCUUCAAGCUAAAUCGUUCAAAAAACAACUAAGCCUUCAGUUCAGAGACCAAUGUACCAAUAACCAAUGCAAUGUAUAUAAAGUAUAUAAAGCCUUAAAGAUUUACCAAAGCGUUCAAUAUGCUUCUGUGACUAUGCAAUGUAAAGAGUCCACAGAUAUUUUUACUAUGAAGUAUUUCAAAUAAAGGCAAUGGAUUAAUCCCAUUCAAUGCAUCAAUAAUGUUUUUGAGACCUGUCCAUCAAAUUGUCCAAACUCACCGGCCUACUUAACUCUUAACAAUGUAAGGUUACUUUUCAUCACGAGACUCUGUCUGGCAAUGAAGAAAGGACUUCGAUGUAAGGUAGUAAAAACUAGAGGCACCACCAGAGUGACAGAAGUAAAGUACAAAAA